Messenger RNA from Rhineura floridana, 1693 nucleotides. RefSeq names its product cytochrome c oxidase assembly protein COX19-like. Bases 730 to 1011 code for a protein of 93 amino acids. The transcript is spliced from 4 exons. Gene Ontology annotation, cellular component: mitochondrial intermembrane space. Gene Ontology annotation, biological process: mitochondrial respiratory chain complex IV assembly. The record is from RefSeq and is a predicted model, not a curated record. NCBI's taxonomy places the organism in Eukaryota, Metazoa, Chordata, Lepidosauria, Squamata, Rhineuridae.
CCGAAGGCAGGGAGGGAAGUAGCUCUGAUCUUGGAGAGCAGGAGGAGGAAGGCUGAAGCGUGCCCAGGACUCAGGACAAAGAAAGAGAACGAGACCUCGCUUCCUGUAAGGAAGAAGGAGAAAGUCUGUUUAUCCAGGUCCCCAAAGAAGAAGAGGAGACCUCAGCAGCCAGGCCUCAUUUCCUGUUUGGAAGAAGGAGAUCUGCCUAACCAGGACUCCAAAGAAGACGGGAAGGACACCUCAGCAGCAGGUGAUGUGCAGGAUCGUGAGGAUUGUAUGGGGCCAUAUCAAUGCACAGAGCGUAGAAGGUGCUUCAGAGAGAAUGCCAAGCUUACUUCACACUACAGAACUCACACAGGGGGGAAGCCAUAUGAACAUACAGAUUUUGGAAAGAGCUUCGGCAAUAAAGGAAAGCUUUGUAAACGUGAAAGAAUCCACACGGGAGAAGCCUUAUAAAUGUAUAGAAUGUGGAAAGAACUUCAAAACUAAAGGACACCUUUAUCAGCAUCAAGCAAGCCACACAGGGGAGAAACCAUUUAAAUGCAUGGAGUGUGGAACUAACUUCAGGACUAGAAGAAGCCUUUAUAAACAUGAUGGUUUAUAUCACAGUGAGAAGAAACCACACCAAUCUCCAUUCUCCAGUGAAACACCCAUGAAUUGCACUCUAGUAGAGUAACAUGCAUGGUUUGCUAAGAGGCACAGCGGCUGCCAGGGGAGAGGAUCUUCGCCAUGUCUACGGCUAUGAACUUCGGGACUGAAAGCUUCAAGCCGAGGCCACCAGACAAAGGCUCUUUCCCUUUGGAUAAUUUCGGUGAAUGUACAGCAUUCAAAGAAAAAUUCAUGAAGUGUCUGAAGGAGAAUAGGUUUGAGAAUGCUUUGUGCAGACAGGAAUCAAAAGAAUAUUUAGAAUGCAGAAUGGAGAGGCAACUUAUGUCCAAAGAACCGCUGGAAAAGUUGGGAUUUAAAGACCUAACAGAAGAGAAAUCAGAAACCCAACCUAAGACUUUGUAAUGAAGAGAAAGGAAAAGGGAGAAAAUCCUGACCAUCUCUUAUGGAAAGCAGCAAAUCUUCAGUAGUACAUAUUGUGCAUUGUAUAUUUCAAAUGUGAUUGCAACAUGAAGUGCGCCUUCAAAGAAAAUGCUGUAACUGUUGGCCAAAUAGAAGAGUUACAGUGCAAACCUAUAUGCUGUCUACUCAACAAUAAGUCUCAUUGAGUUUAAUGGGGCUUACUCUCAAAUAAGGGGAUAGGAUUACUGCAAUCCUAUCACCAAUUUAUUGGGAGUAAGCCCCAGUGAACUCAGUGAGAAGUACUUCUGAGUAGACAUGUGCUGAUACAAAACAAGCCUCCCCUCUGAAUAAUGAAGUUUUGUAGGAGAUACAGUAAAUGGUUUUCUUUAGGGGUUUGGGGUGUUAAUGGUUACUUUUUUGUUUUUAAAUAAUUGUUUUAUUAUGUUCAUAAUGUUGAAAAGUUGUUUUUGGUUAUUAUAUUUGUUAUGUCACUGUUUUAUUAUUUUUUGUUAUUAGGAAAUUGUUUUUGCAAUUGUUUUUGACAUGUAUUUUUGUUCACCUUGUUGUAAGCCGCCUUGAGCACAAUUUUAUGUGGAAAGGCGGCAUACAAAUAAAAUGAUGAUGAUGAUGAUGAUGAUACCUGCAGAGUCUUUUCAUUGCCCCCCCACAAGGCUUUCUAUGUCCU